This is a messenger RNA of Aureobasidium subglaciale EXF-2481, 374 nucleotides long. RefSeq lists its product as uncharacterized. NCBI's taxonomy places the organism in Eukaryota, Fungi, Ascomycota, Dothideomycetes, Dothideales, Saccotheciaceae. The record is from RefSeq and is a predicted model, not a curated record. The transcript has a single exon. The coding region runs from base 93 to 323 and encodes 76 amino acids.
GUCGAGUGUCUUUUUGUCGCGAGAAGCAAGAGCUCUCUCGCUCUCUCCUUUAUUUUGGUAAACGUAGCGGCUUUUGGCGAACACGGACGACGAUGCCCCAGAUCUCCUUGAGCUGUCUCCCUAUUCGUGCAAACACGCCAAGAUUUCUGUCCACGGCCCAUCUCGCGACCGUCGUCACCCUGGUCUUGGAUUUUUCUCUCUUUAACUCAUCCAGUAUUGGUCAAUUUCGCUUGUCAACCUCUGGCUUAAACAAGGAAAUCAACCAGAUGAUGUCUGCUGGAAGGCACGAGGCUCCAGUCUCGUGGUGGGUUCGGCGUAUAUGAGGUUCUUCUCCAGCAUCGACGUCUUCUCCUGUCGUCCAGAAGCUGCCACUG